CAACCAGAAAAUACAACAGGAACACUAGCAACUCACCUUAAUAACAAGCAUCAUAGUAAUAUUUCUCUAAAACAACAAACGUUUCUAUGUUUUACUACAAAACCAUAUACAGCAAAAGAUGCUCAACGAGUAACAGAAAUAAAUAAAAAACUUGUAGAUUUGAUUAUAUGCUGUCAAUUACCUUUCUCUAUUGCAGAUAAUCAGUAUUUUAAGAAGUUACUUGGUGUUCUUGAUUCACAUUAUCAUGGUUUCUGUAGACAAACAUUACAAAAUGAGAUAAUGAAUCGUUUUGAAAAUGCAUGUGAAAGAAUUACAGAAUUGCUUAAAAAUACUAAUUCAAUGUAUCUUUCUGAUCAUGAAGAGGAUGAGUGUUAUAUAGCUCAAUCUAUAAUUCACAAAUUAGAAGAAUAUUGGAAUCUUAUUAAUCCAUCAACUAUAUUAUCUACUUUACUUGACUCACGUUCAAAGUUGAUAACCUUUGCAAUGCAAGAUGAAAGAACUAAUGCUAUAAACAAGUUACGUAAAU
Messenger RNA from Racocetra persica, 526 nucleotides. NCBI's taxonomy places the organism in Eukaryota, Fungi, Glomeromycota, Glomeromycetes, Diversisporales, Gigasporaceae. The record is from the annotation of a GenBank genome assembly.